Molecule: messenger RNA, 784 nt
Organism: Aspergillus ibericus CBS 121593
Lineage: Eukaryota; Fungi; Ascomycota; Eurotiomycetes; Eurotiales; Aspergillaceae
Exons: 3
Coding region: 294-713 (139 amino acids)
Source: RefSeq, a predicted model, not a curated record
UGGUCUUGGGCGCCCACAAUCCCGCCGCGGUCUUUUCCUCGCCCCUUUCCUUUGCUCGGAGUUUCCGGGUCUCUCCGUUCGGCUCAUGGAUCGGUCCUAUCCGGCCGACAGGGCACAUGAAACGAGGUGGAUUCCAGACAGGCUGUCCUUAGCAUCGCAGCCUUGUCUGCUUCUUCAUAAAAACUUUUCCUCCCUUGCAUCCUGGGAGGGUGCGGCCACCUUGCCUCUGCGGCGUCGAUCGCCCGUCGAUCCUGCCCCGAGGGCAGAGUCUGGAUGGAUAGCCUCAGGCUGGCAUGGGGGCGUCUGGCUGCAGCGGCCCUAUGAAGAGAGCCAACGUGCGGAAGGAGAUCAUAUCCGGGACGCCGUGUGCCGUACAGCGACCGGCAGAAGGGAGAAGAGAAAGGCUGUCUGACCCUUUCUCGACGCCGUCAACCAAAGAACCAUCCCCAUCCAUCCACGCCACGGCGAGGGGCACCCGCCCUGGCCAGAACCCCCCGUUACAAAUACCCGCCCACGGCCAGACCUCGCCUCUCCCCCCGGGUAUCCAAGACCUCCCCCUCCCCGGGUUUGGGACCCCUCUCCUUUGUCUCACCGAAGAGCCAGCGUCAAGCUCGAUUCUUCCCCACCCACACCGCUGGUUUCCAGAGGGAGGUGCUCACCACAUAUCAUCCCUUGACGCCCAGAGGGCACACACGGUAUCAUGGGCGGCAUGAUUGACACAUUUACCGGAUCGCGCAAUCUGCUGAUGUGACCCCUCCAUGGGGUCAGACAUUUCCCGUACUCA